Diutina rugosa is the source of this 2331-nucleotide messenger RNA. RefSeq names its product Pho91p (gene PHO91). Gene Ontology annotation, cellular component: membrane. Gene Ontology annotation, biological process: polyphosphate metabolic process; phosphate ion transport; monoatomic anion transmembrane transport. Lineage: Eukaryota; Fungi; Ascomycota; Pichiomycetes; Serinales; Debaryomycetaceae. The transcript has a single exon. Gene Ontology annotation, molecular function: phosphate transmembrane transporter activity. The record is from RefSeq and is a predicted model, not a curated record. Bases 1 to 2331 code for a protein of 776 amino acids.
AUGAAGUUCUCCCACUCGCUCCAGUUCAACGCCGUCCCGGAAUGGCUGAACAAGUACAUCGCCUACCUGACGCUCAAAAAGCUCAUAUACCGGCUCCAGCUGGAGCUGUUGCGCACGGGCGACCAGGAACGGCUCCUCUCGCUGCACCAAGGUGACCCCUCGGCGGUGUUCAUAGCGGCGCUUGAUGCUGAGUGUUCCAAGAUCAAUACCUUCUACAAAAAGCAAGAAGAAAUUGCCCAUCUUCAAGUGGACGAGUUGGAGGCUGAUGUCCAGGAAUACGAGCGCGAGGUGGCCUCUUCCGCCGCCGGCAACCGCAAAAACUCAUUAUUCCAAUAUGUGACCCAUCUGAGCGCUACUGACGGUGGUGAUACCGAUAAUAUUACUGAUUACCCUGAGGAUGAGCCUGGUUCCGCUUCCGACGCUGCUCUCCGACGUGCUCUGAUGGGAUCCCAGCUUCUGGAGGACGGCCAGCGUGCUGCCAAUACGCUGACGCUGUUACCCCACAUUGCCCACUUAGCUGAGACCCGAGUGAUUUUGCGUAAACGUAUCAUCGGCAUGUUCACCACUCUCCUGGAGCUUAAGCUGUAUAUUGAGCUUAACGAGACCGGGUUCAAAAAAGCGUUGAAAAAAUUCGACAAGUCGCUCAAUACUCUGAUCAAAGACGAGUACCUUAGCAGCCUUGGCGACCGCACCUACGUGUUCAAUCCUACCACCAUCGCUCAGCUCAACGAGAAAAUUGAUGAAGUGGUGGGGAUGUACGCCGACAUCUGUGCUCAACCCAAGGACCAGGCCCGCCUGGAGCUCUCGGUGCACUUGCGAGAGCACGUGGUGUGGGAACGUAAUACCGUGUGGAGAGACAUGAUUGGCAUUGAAAGAAAGGCCGAAGCCGCGGGGAAACCAGCGGAAAAGGAGCUGAGCCUGUCGCUCCAGUUGGGGCUGCGCAUCAUCAAGGUGUCGGUCAUUGCUGCCAUCACCGCGAUACUCCUAGUAUGGUCACCGUUUAAGGAUACCGCCCAAGCCCACUGCUUUGCCCUUUUGGUGUGUGCUUCGCUCCUUUGGGCUACGGAAGCAAUUCCGUUAUUCUGCACUUCACUUCUUGUGCCCAUGCUCAUCGUCAAUUUAAAGGUACUCAAAAACGAUGACGGGCUGCUCAUGGACGGACCCGAAGCGUCAAAGUUCAUCUUGGGCCUGCAGUGGAACUCAGUGAUCCUCUUGCUUCUUGGUGGGUUCACUUUGGCAGCGGCGCUUUCCAAGUACCACAUCGCCAAGCUCCUCUCAACUUGGAUCUUAUCGAAAGCAGGUACGAGACCGCCCGCCGUGUUGUUGACGGUAAUGUCAGUAGCAUUAUUUGCCCUGAUGUGGGUGCUGAAUGUCGCUGCCCCCGUACUUUGCUUCUCACUUAUCCAGCCGCUUCUCCGCACUUUACCUAAAGAGUCUCAGUUUAUUAAGGCUCUUAUUUUGGGUAUUGCACUUGCCCUGAACGUCGGUGGGAUGGCGUCUCCAAUCGCUUCCCCGCAAAAUAUCGUCGCUAUCGGUGCCAUGGACCCUCCUCCGCUGUGGGGCCAGUGGUUCGUGGUGGCACUUCCGGUGUGUCUUUUGCUGGUGGUGCUUAUUUGGUUCCUCCUCCUCGUCACGUUUGACUGCCGCAGUCGCAACACUCGUAUUGUCCCCAUUAGAGUCAUAGACGAGAAGUUUACUGGUACUCAGUGGUUCAUUACGUUUAUCACUAUCGGCACCAUCGCUCUUUGGUGUGUAGCGUCAAAGCUUACCGGGGUAUUCGGGGAGAUGGGGAUCAUCUCCUUAAUUCCGAUGAUCCUACUCUUUGGUCUGGGAUUGUUGACCACCGAAGACUUCAACAACUACCCCUGGAACAUUGUGGUGCUUGCUAUGGGUGGUACCGCUCUCGGUAAAGCGGUAGCGUCGCUGGGAUUGUUAGCCACCAUCGCUGAAGGUAUUCAACGCCAAGUGGAAGGGUUCAGCUUAUUUGCCGUCACCCUCACCUUUGGUCUCUUGAUCUUGAUCAUGGCCACAUUUGUGUCUCACACCGUCGCUGCCCUUAUCGUCAUUCCUUUGGUCAGCGAGAUCGGUAACGAAUUGCCCGAACCUCACCCGAGAUUGUUGAUCAUGGCUGCGGCGUUGUUGUGUUCGGCCGCUAUGGGUUUACCCACUUCAGGGUUCCCCAACGUCACCGCCAUCUGCAUGACCGACGAGUUCGGCAAGCCUUAUUUGACGGUGGGGACGUUCAUCACGAGAGGGGUGCCUCUGUCUCUUAUCGCUUACGGUAUCAUCGUCACCGUCGGCUACGCCACGAUGAAGUUGAUCCACUUUUAG